Messenger RNA from Cylicostephanus goldi, 210 nucleotides. Lineage: Eukaryota; Metazoa; Nematoda; Chromadorea; Rhabditida; Strongylidae. The record is from the annotation of a GenBank genome assembly.
AUGGGACCACGACGAUUCACAAAAGCUAUAGCAUCUUCAAAACUAUGUGCUAUGAUUAGACGAAUGGAUGAAUCUUUGGCACAACCCGUGCCCUACUGGGAUGCAAGAUGGGAUCUGCGGUUACCACGACCAGCUGAUUCUGCAAUAUUCAGCGAGGAUUUUUUUCCAAAGUCAAGAAAACGUCGAACAAGUGAGAAAUUCGCCCGAGAG